CAAACGUCCUCGGUAAUAGGCAGUAAGGCCCCAUCCAUGGAAUCUCUUUCUUUCCCCUUCACUGCUCUCUUUCACUUCCCCUUCAUCAUUCUUUUGUUGAAUGUCCCGUUAAGAAGGCGUCAAAGAACCAGGUAUUUGAGCUCGCCGCACCCCCUUCAUCUUUCUUCUCCCUAACUCAUCUUUGAGUCAACUGCCUUGGUCCAAGUUCUUACCGCUUACCGCACGCCCCUCCAACAUCGCACCGUUGCCGUUCAGCUCCUGCGCAGCUUGACUGGACAAGUAUCUCCAUCAUCUCCAUUCGCGCAGAUUUCCACAAUGUCUACCAGCUCCGGCCAACAAAUGAUUUCUCUUCUGAGCUCCGAUGGUAUCGAGCUCCAAGUUGAGCGAGAGGUUAUUGAGCGGUCUGUUCUUAUCAAGAACAUGCUUGACGACCUUGGUGAUUCUGGAGAGGCUAUUCCCAUCUCCAAUGUCAAUGAGGCAGUCCUGAAGAAAGUUAUUGAGUGGUGUAGCCAUCACAAAAACGACCCACCGAGUGCCGGCGACGAUGACGAUUCUCGCCGCAAGACCACAGACAUCGAUGAGUGGGACCAGAAAUUCAUGCAGGUUGACCAGGAAAUGCUUUUUGAGAUCAUUCUGGCUGCCAAUUAUCUCGAUAUCAGAGCUCUUCUGGACGUCGGCUGCAAGACCGUUGCCAACAUGAUCAAGGGCAAAUCUCCUGAAGAGAUCCGUAAGACUUUCAAUAUUGCCAAUGAUUUCACCCCCGAGGAAGAGGACCAAAUUCGCCGCGAGAACGAAUGGGCCGAGGACCGCUGAACCUGCGUAUUAUCACACUGGCUUUCGCUGACCUUCAUGAUUGAUGUCAAAUGAUUUCGUUGCUUGAUGGUGCGCACCAUGAAUUUGUAUCAGAGCUCUAAGCACCAUAUGAUUAUUAUUCGCCUAGGUGUAAUCAAUGCCCGAUGGCUUUCCUCCCUUGUUUCAUUCCUCCCACCUGCGUCGAUAUAUGGCGUUAGGCUUUCUCUCCCUCUUAAGUCUCAACUAGGUCGUUACAGGAUGCAGGUCCUUUUCACUGCUGCGGCUUUGGCUGGUCAAGAUCUCAGAUAAAACAAGAAGGCAAAAUACAUUAUAUCGUUGCUCU
This is a messenger RNA of Monascus purpureus, 1135 nucleotides long. Lineage: Eukaryota; Fungi; Ascomycota; Eurotiomycetes; Eurotiales; Aspergillaceae. The record is from the annotation of a GenBank genome assembly.